Notothenia coriiceps (black rockcod) is the source of this 279-nucleotide messenger RNA. Its product is annotated as androgen receptor-like. The transcript has a single exon. The annotation marks the transcript as partial. NCBI's taxonomy places the organism in Eukaryota, Metazoa, Chordata, Actinopteri, Perciformes, Nototheniidae. The record is from RefSeq and is a predicted model, not a curated record.
CACGUAAACUAAAGAAGAUUGGACAACAGAAAAACCAAGAAGAGGAUCAUCCUAUUCAGGAACACUCAGAGGUCAUCCAGAACCCCGCUCCUACUUCAGGCCUGAGCUACAACUCCCAGAUGGUCUUCCUCAACAUCCUGGAGUCCAUCGAACCGGAGGUGGUGAACGCAGGGCACGACUACGGGCAGCCAGACUCCGCUGCCACCCUGCUCACCAGCCUCAACGAGCUGGGAGAGAGGCAGCUGGUCAAAGUGGUCAAAUGGGCAAAAGGGUUGCCAG